AUGGAUUUACUGCUGCUGCUGCAUUGCACCUUUUGCUUUUUAUUCCCACUUUGGGAUUGCACCACUUUGGGAUUGCACGCCCGUGCAUCUCAGGAGGCCCAUCUAACCAAAUUCCUUUUAUCUAGAAGAACAGACACCACCACCACCACCACCACCACCACUAAUGAUCCUACUUUAUAUGACAAGUCGGUUCUCGGCAGCCUCCGAACAGAUGAGUACCCCGCCUCCGACCACGGUGCUCUGAAGGUGGCCGACAAGAUCCCGGCGCUGCCAGGGCAGCCUGAGGGUGUCGACUUCGACCAGUACGGUGGGUACGUGGCCGUCGACAGCCACAAUGGCCGUGCUCUCUUCUACUACUUCGUUGAAGCGCCCGGCGAUGCGACGGCGAAACCACUCCUCCUCUGGCUCAAUGGAGGGCCUGGAUGCUCAUCGCUCGGCCAUGGAGCGAUGCGAGAGUUGGGCCCUUUCCGUGCAGACAGGGACGGCAAAACCCUCACGAGGGACAAGUAUGCCUGGAACAACGUGGCCAACGUCAUCUUCCUGGAAUCACCCGCCGGCGUAGGAUUCUCCUACUCAAACACGUCUUCCGACUACGACGGGAUGGGGGGUCCAAUGGCUGCCCAGGACGCCUACGUCUUCCUCGUCAGCUGGCUCAACAGGUUCCCCGAGUACAAGGCACGCCCCUUGUACAUCACUGGGGAAAGCUACGCUGGUCACUACAUCCCCCAACUCGCCGCCACCAUCUUAGCACACAACAGCAGCAGCAACACCAUUAACCUCAAGGGCAUCAUGGUUGGGAACCCUUACCUCGACAGGAUGAAAAACCUCAUAGGGCACUACGAGUACCUGUGGAGCCACGGUGCCAUCUCCGACGAGGUAUGGGCCGACAUUGCUGGCGGCUGCAGCAUCAACGACUCCUCCAUCAGCGCGAGGUGCUACCACGCUAUUACCGAAUGUCAGGACGGUAUCCUGGAUCACGAUAACAUAUACGCUCCCACAUGCAUCAUCGACACCAACGGCUCCUACUAUUCCAGCACCUACUUGCCCGGGUAUGAUCCAUGCAGCUAUCUGCCUACCAAGGCCUACCUCAAUAGUCCUCAAGUUCAGAAGGCUCUCCAUGCCAGAGAAACCAAAUGGCUCGAUUGCAGCUACCUGGACUUCAAGGACUCACCGGACACCAUGGUGCCAACCUUGAAACGGCAAAUCGACCACGGCCUGCCCAUAUGGCUCUUCAGUGGGGAUUUCGACUCGGUUUGCCCCUUCACCGGCACCAAGUACACGAUCCACGACCUCAACCUCUCCGUCACCGAGCCGUGGCGUCCAUGGACGGCCGGGCACGAGGUAGGGGGCUAUGUCCAGCGGUACGCCGGAGGGUUCACCUUCGCCACCGUGAGAGGAGCCGGGCACAUGGUCCCGGCCUUCCAACCCGAGAGAGCGAUGAUACUGCUCCAGUCCUUUCUCACAGGGAUCGUCCUCCCUCCAUUCAACAAGGAGUACUAG
Triticum aestivum (bread wheat) is the source of this 1500-nucleotide messenger RNA. Its product is annotated as serine carboxypeptidase 1-like. Gene Ontology annotation, cellular component: vacuole. Gene Ontology annotation, molecular function: serine-type carboxypeptidase activity. Gene Ontology annotation, biological process: proteolysis. Lineage: Eukaryota; Viridiplantae; Streptophyta; Magnoliopsida; Poales; Poaceae. The record is from RefSeq and is a predicted model, not a curated record. The coding region runs from base 1 to 1500 and encodes 499 amino acids. The transcript has 8 exons.